Anoplopoma fimbria (sablefish) is the source of this 3278-nucleotide messenger RNA. It is a transcript of the gene steap3, whose product is annotated as STEAP family member 3, metalloreductase. Lineage: Eukaryota; Metazoa; Chordata; Actinopteri; Perciformes; Anoplopomatidae. Bases 131 to 1600 code for a protein of 489 amino acids. The transcript has 6 exons. The record is from RefSeq and is a predicted model, not a curated record. Gene Ontology annotation, molecular function: cupric reductase (NADH) activity; ferric-chelate reductase (NADPH) activity. Gene Ontology annotation, biological process: copper ion import. Gene Ontology annotation, cellular component: plasma membrane; endosome.
ACGUUAUCAGGAAGGAACGUGUGACGCUCUGCUGGAGGAGGAGGUUGAGUAAGUUGCCUGAAAGUAGCAACAAAAUAUCCGCGUGUGAGAACUAACAGGCGCAACAUUGUGUUAGAUUCAUCAGUGCGUUAUGCCUGAUGAGAUGGCGCGGCCUUUAAUCCGAGACAGAGGUGAAGGAGGAGGAGGCUCCAGGCAUCUUGAGGCCUCCGCGUCUGAACUCGGCGCCCCAGUCAUUGGCAUUCUGGGCACGGGCGACUUCUCCCGCUCACUGGCCAGGAGGCUGGUGGCCUCCGGCUACCGAGUGGUGGUGGGGAGUCGAAACCCCAAGCGCUCUGCGGCUCGGUUCCCUGAAGAGGCCGAGGUGACAUCACAGAUGGAGGCAGCCAGCCAGGCAGACCUGGUCUUUGUCGCGGUGUUCCCCGAGCACCACUCAACGCUGGUGGAACUGAAGCCGACGCUAGCCGGAAAGACGCUGGUGGAUGUCAGCAAUGGUCUAAGGAUCAACCGAGACGGGCCCUCGAACGCCGAGCAGCUGGCCGAGCUGUUCCCGGAGAGUUCUGUAGUCAAAGGGUUCAACACCAUAUCGGCCUGGACGCUCCAGAUGGGACCUCGGGAUGGAAGCAGGCAGAUUUUCCUGUGCGGCAACUGUCGCAAGGCCAAGAGCUCGGUGAUGCAGCUCUGUCGCAGCAUGGGCUUCGUCCCCAUCGACAUGGGCCACCUCUCCUCCUCUCUGGAGAUUGAAAACCUCCCCCUCCAUCUCUUCCCCUCCUGGCGCGUCCCCGUCCUCUGCACCCUGUCCCUGUUCGCCUUCUUCUACGUGUACAACUUCCUCCGCGACGUCCUGCAGCCCUACGUCACGGCGAAGAAGAACGUCUUCUACAAAAUGCCCAUCGAGACCGUUAACGUCACCCUCCCCGCCGUUGCCCUGGUGAUGCUGUCGCUGGUCUACCUGCCCGGUUUGUACGCUGCACUCCUCCAGCUGUGGUGGGGCACCAAGUACAACCGUUUCCCAAAUUGGCUGGACCGGUGGCUGACAAGCAGGAAGCAGCUGGGGCUGUGCAGCUUCUUGUGCGCCGCGCUGCACGCCAUCUACAGCCUGUGUCUCCCAUUGAGGAAGUCUGCCCGCUUCAAGCUGCUCAUGGAAUUUAAACAGGUGAAGGAGGAGGACGUGUGGGUGGACGCGGAGGUGUGGAGGAUGGAGCUGUACCUCUCAGCGGGCAUCAUGGCCCUCGGACUGCUCUCCCUGCUGGCCGUCACCUCGCUGCCCUCGGUGGCCAACACCAUCAACUGGAGGGAGUUCAGCUUCAUUCAGUCCACACUAGGUUACUGCGCCCUGUUUGCCGCCACCCUCCACACGCUCCUCUUCGGCUGGGACCGAGCCUUCAAUCCGGCCCAGUACCGCUUCCUCAUGCCUCCCACCUUCACGCUGGUCCUGGCUCUUCCCAUAGCGGUCCUGCUUGGCCGCUUGGCUCUCCUCGCGCCCUGCGUGGCCUGGCGGCUUGGGCAGAUCCGCCGCGGCUGGGAGAAGAGCCGAUACAUCCGCUUCGCCCUGCCCGACGACGGCUGCCACAACGGGCUGGAGGUGGCCAGUAACGUGUGAGGCUUAGGACAAAAAGCUCUGUACGUGCACACUCAUGAAUAUACACAGCGGUCACACAGGAGAUAAAUGAUUUAUAUACUGCUGGAACGUAUCGAAGGCUGCUCUCUAAGGCCCUUUGAGAGAUUUCAGAGACAUGUGAGUGUCUUUUCAACAAAUGAGUUCCCUAGAGAUAAUUGACAAGUAGAGCUGUGGUCGUCAAACUUAUUGCACUAUGCAUCGUAACUAACAAAUAUCUAGUUGGUCCUUAUGCUUUUUACUUUAAUUUAUUGUUACAUGAACUGAUGAGAACAAUGUCAGCUUCUGGUUUCAUUCAUGCCACUUCGAAUGAACCCGCUGAAGACUUUACAACUUAAGCAGCACAACAGAAUUUGGCAUAAGUUCAUAUUUAAGUCUUUGAAAUAUUAGGGUUUUUUUUCACUCUGAUUACAGAAUCACAUCUUGCCUUAUGCAUACCUGUCAAAUCAAUCUUUCUUUUUGCACUUAAAGACGGCUGCACAGACUCUUGUCAGUCGGUUUUCAACAUAGUUUUCAUUUUGUUUUGACAUCCUUUUUUUUUUUUUUUUUGCAACACUGUUAACUGUUAAGGACUGUUUGGGAAUUAUUGGAGAGAGGUAUGGAGGAAAAGCGUAAAUCAUUUUUGAUAAUGGGCCCCAAUUUAAACAUUUCAUGUCCUUCACUGUUAUGCGAAUUUAAUGCAAAAUAGCAGUUAUCUAAUUUACGGCAAAUGAUGUGCUAAAAGUUUUAUACACGUUUUAAUUUGGUUUCAUGUGCAAACAGAAAUAUAUGCAAAGAAAACUUUAUGUGUUUUGGUUACUGUUUGUUGAUUUAUGAAAAACAAGAUUAUUCAUGGUCCGAAAACGUGCGUCUAGAGCUGAUCAUAUUAGCAGUGUUCCAGCAACGACUAUGACCUUUCCUCCCCUUAAUCGUUUGUGUACAGUCCCUUACUCCUGUGUUGUCUCCAAACUCUUCUGUGCCAACUGGAGACCCACAUCUCAAGUGUUGCUUCCCAUCGUCUCUACUGGACAAGAUGUUACACAAUUUUAGUGUCUUAUUUAAACUAUGUUACCAUUUGGUGUUGUACUAAACUGACCUGCUGAUCAGAACACAUUUAACUUACAAAAAUAUCAAAAAGGCUGUUAUCAAACUUUUUAUCAAUUUUUUUUUUCAAUAUGAGUUUGUUUGUUUAAAAAGGCUGUCGUGUGAUUUCUGCAAUUUCUGUUUCAUUAUGAGUUUGUAUUCUCAGUGUUGUGUUCUUGCCAAAGAUCAUUGUAUGUUCCGUGAUAAGUAGAUUUUUUUCUGAAUCCAAAUCAAAAUGCCACAGUAGUGUACUGGAGUUUCUAACCUCAAAGGCAUGAAUGUAAAGAAUUAAAAUGGAAAUUUCUAGAAGAUGGAAUAAAACUUUUUUUUCCAAAAAAAAUUUCCCCCAUUAUUUUAUUUAUAUCUUGAACAUUGUGAAAUAGAUGUAUCUGUAGAUGCUUCAUUUGAGAAAUUCUCAAUUGAGUCACAUGUUGAAAAAACUAUCAUUAUAGAUAAGAGUGAUAAAAGCUGAAUCUAGGUGUGCAACAUCAGAUCAUUGUAUAUGUGGGUGCUGCCAUCUUGUGGCCCAGAAUCAGAUCACACAACUUUUACAUUUUCCCCCCAAAAAAUGUAUUUUUAUUUAUUUUAUUUUUUUAUUAAA